GCCAAACACAUCACUGGUCGAACAGAUAAUUCAAUAAAGAAUCAUUGGAACAGUGGUAUGAAAAAGAGGAUGAAUGAAUUCUCGUAUAAAUUCAACUAAAUUAAGAUGAAGUUCCAAAGAGAAGGGUAUCCUAUUGCAUUCUUUACUCUAGUCUUUCAACUCUGAAUGAAUAUGAUAUUUAACAAAAAGGAAUUUUGGAAGCUAUUUUAUAUAAUAAGCCACUGAGGAUUGAAUAAAAUCAAUCUUCAGAAAAUGACAAUCUUGAGUAACCGUAAAUUCAAUAAAAAAAGAUCAGAAUUGAGGUUCUAUAAUCAGAAAAAUAUACUGAUUUGGAAUUAAUCAAGGAUGAUGAAUAGAUUAGAGAAUUAGACUACUAACAUCACGAAUUAGAUUAGAGUAAUAGGUUUCAAUUCUCAUUUCCUAUUAUAGUUAUUUGGAUUCGAAUCAAAAGUUGUUGGUUUCUAAGAAUCCAAUUGACAGCGAAGACAAUUUCUAUUGACAAAUAAGUCAAUGCAAUUUUGAUAUAAUAACGAUAAUUUU
This is a messenger RNA of Paramecium octaurelia, 540 nucleotides long. NCBI's taxonomy places the organism in Eukaryota, Ciliophora, Oligohymenophorea, Peniculida, Parameciidae. The record is from the annotation of a GenBank genome assembly.